GGCUCACUCUGUAGACAGCAGUUAUGGAUAUUACAAUACAUCACCCAUGGAUGCGCCGGCCGGUCAUGGCUCCGCCGCUCUUCCCCAGCCGCAUCCUGGGACAGAGGUUUGGAGAAGGGAUCCUGGAGUCGGAUCUGUUUGCGUCUAUGAUCAGCCCCUAUUAUGUCCGGUCACCCAGCAUCCCCCAGCCAGAAACCGGACUGUCCGAGGUGAAGCUGGACAAGGAUCAGUUCUCUGUUCUUCUGGAUGUCAAACACUUCUCGCCUGAGGAGCUGACAGUCAAAGUGGUGGGAGAUCACGUGGAAGUUCACGCCAAGCAUGAGGAGCGUCCGGAUGAACACGGCUUUAUCUCCCGGGAGUUUCACCGCCGCUACAAGGUUCCCCCGACGGUCGAUCCGACUGCUCUAACUUCUGCUCUCUCUGCGGAAGGCCUGCUCUCCAUCCAAGCUCCCAUCAAGGAGGGCACCAAGACUGAGGAGCGGAGCAUACCCAUAGCCAGAAAGGAGAAGUGAAAGCAGCGGACAGUCCUCCAGCGCCCUCUACUGGCCCUCACCCAUGCCUGCACCCGCCUCUGUGGCUUACCCUAUAGAAGUGGCCAUUCGGACUAUACAGUCCCCGGCUUGCUUUAGAAACUGCGCUGCCGCUCUAGCCCCUCGUCGCAGAUUUGCCGCGGUUCUCGCUCGUCGACUUAGAUAUGGAAAACUGUGGUGUUUAAAGGGCCGAUCUGAGUGUGAAUAUAAAGUGUUCUCCUGCCUAAAAUGAUGAGUAACGUGAGAAAUAAUAAAACGUCAAUCACA
This is a messenger RNA of Bufo gargarizans (Asiatic toad), 797 nucleotides long. It is a transcript of the gene HSPB6, whose product is annotated as heat shock protein family B (small) member 6. The record is from RefSeq and is a predicted model, not a curated record. The transcript is spliced from 3 exons. Gene Ontology annotation, biological process: response to heat; protein refolding. Lineage: Eukaryota; Metazoa; Chordata; Amphibia; Anura; Bufonidae. Gene Ontology annotation, molecular function: protein folding chaperone; structural constituent of eye lens. Bases 24 to 512 code for a protein of 162 amino acids.